UUUUUUAAGAUAAUGCUUAAAAAAUUUAGUAAUCCAACUUUGUGGCGGUCAAAAAAUCCACAUUCUCUUGAAUAUUUAAGAUAUUUGCAAGGUGUUUUAGUUAAAAAUGAGAAAAUAACUGAAGGAAAUAGAGCUUUGGUGAUUGAAGCAAUGCGUGCAAUUACAGAAAUAUUAAUUUGGGGGGAUCAAAACGAUGCUGCUGUUUUUGAUUUCUUCCUCGAAAGACAGAUGUUUUCACAUUUUCUUCAAAUUAUGCAGCAGGCCGAUACGAGUUUUGUAAAUAUUCAAUUACUUCAAACAUUAAAUAUUUUAUUUGAAAAUACUAAAAAUGAGACGUCUUUAUAUUUUUUGUUAAGCAAUAAUCAUGUAAAUUCAAUUAUUACUCACAAUUUUGACUUUUCAAACGAAGAAAUAAUUGCUUAUUAUAUUUCUUUUUUAAAAACGCUUUCUUUCAAAUUAAAUUCAAAAACUGUCCAUUUCUUUAGCGAGAAUGCAGACCAAUUUCCAUUAUUUACUGAAGCUGUCAGAUUCCACAAACAUUCAGAACCGAUGGUUAGAAUUGCUGUGAGGACACUUACUUUAAAUAUAUUUAAAGUUAAAGAACAAAUGCUUCACAAAUUUGUAAUUACCCAUUCUCGGGAUUAUUUUAAUAAUGUUUGCCAGGAAAUUGCUCAUCAAAUUAUUGAGAUGGAUACUUUUGCAAGAUCUGCACAAAAUGAAGCGAGCAAUAGAUCUCGUUUAUCUCAAUAUAUAGACGUUCAUAUUGAUAAUUUGCAUUAUUUAAAUGAUAUUUUGGUUAUUGGAAAUUCUGAUUUGAAUUUAUUGGUAAUUGAUUGUUUACAUCAAUUUUUAAUUGGUCCAAUAUAUUUAGCUUCAUUAGCGUCAAUUAGAGCCCAACCAAAUACUCUAUUAAUUUCACGUGUUACUUGUUUAUUUCUUUUUGCUCAAUUUUUAAAAAUUAUACAAGAGACAGAAACUAUUCAAAAUGUGCUGACUUCCCUUUUCUUUGGGGAUAUUAAUGAUAUUAAAACUGAAUGGGUUAGAACUUUGAGUGAUGGAAUUAGUUUGGCUAUGCUUAGAAAAUGGGAUAAAUCUGUUGAAAGUUCUCCAUUUCGCAAUCACCUAUUUAUGGCUUUACAUGAUGGCAAUGAUGAUGACCAUGCUUGUUUCUUUGCUCUUAUUUUUAUUAAUUAUAUUUUACAGAACCAAGCAGCACAAAAAGAAUUAUUAAAUGCUGCACAGCUACCUUUUCCCGGUUCUUCAAAUAAAUGUGAUUCUGAAUUGGCUGAAUGUUUAAUUAGAAUAAUUGAAAAUUGCUCUCUUACUGACACACUUAUUCGUCCAAUAACAGUUGAAUUGUGUACUAUCGUUCUUCGACAUAUACUUCUUUGUUUAGAAUCUGAUCAAGAAUUUUAUUCUUUAGUUGAAUCUUCUGUCAGAAAAACUUUACAUAAACUCUCUAAUGUUUUGAGAGGGGCUUUACAAACUGAAAAAUUCUUUUUGGAAAUGUUUGAAGAAGAGUAUUAUCAAUUACAGAAAUCUGAAAGAAAAAUAAAUUCAUUUUUGGAUGAUCCAGGACUUUAUUUGCCUCCAAGUAAUACACCUUUGUCAGGACUUCCUCUAUUUAAAAGAAUAUCUAGUGGAAAUGAUGAACGAAUUCGAAGGAGUCUUCAAUUUUACUUUAUUAUACGAAAAUUUGCUCAAGAUUUAUCUGGAGAGACAGAAAGUUUUCUUCCAAUAUCUUCACAAUCUGAACCUAUGGCCGAAUUAAAUGAUUGUAUUAAUUUGAAUAAUAGUGAUUUACUUGCCUGUACAGUUGUAAAUUCAAAAAAUGAGCGUCUCUCUCAAUUUCUUGUAACUGAUCAAUUUCAAUUUAUUUUGGUUGAACCAGAUAGUCGAAAAUUGGGUUGGGGAAUUGUUCGUUUUGUUGCUUUAUUACAAGAUGUAUUAAUUGUUGGAACUUCAGACAAUCGAACUUUGCAAAUCAACGUUGAGGAUGUUGAAACACGAGUCAAAAAAUCUGGAAAAAACAUUUUUUCUGCCCACUUAAUAUUUGAUGACUAUAUUCGUUGUAUGGCUGCCAAACAACGCCUCAAUCGUGGAAGGAAGCGUUGUCGACUUUACAGACUUGGAAUUAUUGCUGAUAUGCUCGGAAUGCGUUUACCCCAUUCUUUACAAACAAUGGAAGGUUCUCCAGUUAUUGGAAUUAAUUCUUUGAGAUUGCAAGGUUUGCCUGCUCCCGGGUCUGUUCAAAGACUUUCUUCUACUUCGAGACGUAAAAAUAGUGAAGCUUCGACAGGAGAGGGGAGAUUAGUAGGGGAAACAAUACCUCCAGAUCCCGAUACUAGUAAACAAUGUUCUACUUCUGGGGCAAUACAUCAUAUUUAG
Messenger RNA from Meloidogyne enterolobii, 2388 nucleotides. Lineage: Eukaryota; Metazoa; Nematoda; Chromadorea; Rhabditida; Meloidogynidae. The record is from the annotation of a GenBank genome assembly.